UCUCAGAGGAGGUUAAAGCCUGAGCCCCUGCAGGGUGACCCUCACUGAGGCUGUGCUGCAGCUCUGCACACACACACACACACACAUCGGUGAUUGAUGGACACGCCAGCCAAUCUGUGAGCUUCGGAUGCAAGAAAAGUCACCUUCUCGAGCGCAGCGACCAUGAUGAUCAAACCGUUUGGGAGGCAAGGAGAGGGAGAAGAGGACAUCAGCCCCGAGGCGUGGAUGGACGGAGACAUGAGCUCGCCGGAUGGAGACGCACCUUUGAGCUCACACCGCUACAGGGCCAACCAGCCGCCCCGGGAGGAGGGCAGUGAGGCAGCUGAGGAAGACGAGGAGGAGGAGGAAGAAGAAGGAGACCAGGAGGAAGAAAACCAGGCCAAACAAUGCGGCCCCAAGAGGAAGCGGGUGACUAAACCCCGGCAGGAGCGCUUCCGAGCCCGCCGCAUCAAAGCCAACGCCAGGGAGCGCUCGCGCAUGCACGGCCUGAACGACGCUCUGGAGAACCUGCGCGGCAUCAUGCCUUGCCACUCCAAAACGCAAAAACUCUCCAAAAUCGAGACCCUGCGGCUGGCCCGGAACUACAUCUGCGCUCUCUCGGCUGCCCUGGACGGGGGUCUGUCCAUGGAGAGCCGGGCUUUCAUGGAGACCCUGUGCAAGGGCCUCUCCCAGCCCACCACCAACCUGGUGGCCGGCUGCCUCCAACUGGGCCCGCCCACACCCGACGACAGAGCCCGCCCGCCCCCGGUCCCCCUCGGCGGCAUGGCCAACUACUCGUCCCCGGGCCUGCCGAGCCCCCCCUACGGCAGCUUUGACUCCGCCCACCUGCUCCACCUGAGGGCCAUGAAAGGAGCGGGCUACGAGAGCCACUCGCCAAAUGAGUAUACUACGGGCGGCGUGGGCACACCCCCCUACGAGGGGCCCCCCACCCCGCCUUUGAGCAUCAGCAGCAACCUGGUCAGCAAACAGGAGCCGUCGCCUCACUACUUACCGCCGUCCCACUACUCCCCGACCCCUGUGGACCACAACCUGUACCAGUCUCAGACCUCCUAUGGCGUGCCGGCCUCGUAUGACUCCUACCACCCGCCGCACAUGACCCCCCGACAGAUAACCCCCGUCUACAGAGACUGAGAGACACUUCCCGCCAAGCCUAGAGUAAAGUGGUGCACACUUAGAACACACCUGACACUUCCUCCUCCUCAAAAUGACCACGUGGGAAUUCUACGGUCCACAAAGUCCUGAUCAUAAACAAGCACUUCUGGGAACAUAUCUUUUAUUUAUUGUCUAAUUUAAUACACUAUUGUGCACAUUG
Nerophis ophidion (straightnose pipefish) is the source of this 1312-nucleotide messenger RNA. Its product is annotated as neurogenic differentiation factor 4-like. The record is from RefSeq and is a predicted model, not a curated record. The coding region runs from base 163 to 1131 and encodes 322 amino acids. Gene Ontology annotation, molecular function: protein dimerization activity. NCBI's taxonomy places the organism in Eukaryota, Metazoa, Chordata, Actinopteri, Syngnathiformes, Syngnathidae. The transcript has 2 exons.